This is a messenger RNA of Leguminivora glycinivorella, 1040 nucleotides long. RefSeq lists its product as uncharacterized. The record is from RefSeq and is a predicted model, not a curated record. Bases 79 to 903 code for a protein of 274 amino acids. NCBI's taxonomy places the organism in Eukaryota, Metazoa, Arthropoda, Insecta, Lepidoptera, Tortricidae. The transcript is spliced from 2 exons.
GAGCACCCUCAAGCAAACGCUGGCCCAUCACACGCAAUCGCUGGUCCAUCACAUGCAAUUGCUGGUCCAUCACAUGCAAUGCCUGCGUGUACAAAUCUGCCACCUACCAAUAUUAAUGUGGAUCCCAUUGAAAUUGAGGAUGAUGAUAUCUGCCAGGCAGAGAUAUUAGAGAUAUUGGGAACCGAUCCAUCACUGAGUCAAGAAUAUGGUGACGAUAUUAAUAAAGAAGUGGCUCGCAGAUUUGAACACAUAGCCACGUCUGGUUUGGAGAAACAAGCAAGACAGGAGCUGUUAGAAAAAUAUUUAGUACCCGCAAACUGCGUUAAGAUCGCCGCCCCACAGCUGAACGCGGAGAUCAAAGCAGCGUCUACGGAAGCUGUCAUAAAAAGAGAUAAAGCUAUUGAGCUUAGACAAAAACAGAUCGCCGCAGCGAUUACAGGUGUAGGACGUAUACUAACAUCUCAACUAAAGUCUAAGGAUAAUAACGUUGCUAAAGACCUAAUGGACGUGGCACGCUUACUGUGUGAUAUACAAUUCUGCGAAUCAACAACACGCAGGAAUUUUACGUUAUAUCCGCUAAAAAAGGAUUUCAGAGAUCAAUUAGCAAACACAAAGAUAGACAAAUAUCUAUUUGGUGAAGAUUUGCCAGAAACAUUAAAAACAGCUAAAGCUGUAUCAAAAUCUAGUACAGAUAUUAAGGUGGACCAACAAAAAUCAAAGCAGCAAACAACGCCUAAGUUUCCGAAGAAUUUAAACUGGAAGACGGGACCCUCAGCUCGCAAUCAGCCGAAGGGUCCGACACAGAAACAAUAUCAGUCUGCAGCAUCGAGCAGCCGGCGCUACGGCCACGGGAACUCAUCGCACAGGUCGUCGCAUCGGGCCAAGCACAGUCGCCGGCGCUAGAUCCGCAACCGGAACAUCCAGUCGAGCGUUACCCUGGUUGCCGGAGUUUUGUCAGCACGUCGCUCCUGCGGCGGUGCGUCCCGCAGUCUGCGGUGAAUAUACUGCUAGCAUCAUUAUCGGACAACUCGAUUAAGCAA